Messenger RNA from Chinchilla lanigera (long-tailed chinchilla), 1970 nucleotides. RefSeq names its product phospholipid scramblase 1 (gene Plscr1). Gene Ontology annotation, cellular component: plasma membrane. Lineage: Eukaryota; Metazoa; Chordata; Mammalia; Rodentia; Chinchillidae. Gene Ontology annotation, molecular function: phospholipid scramblase activity. Bases 605 to 1588 code for a protein of 327 amino acids. The record is from RefSeq and is a predicted model, not a curated record. Gene Ontology annotation, biological process: plasma membrane phospholipid scrambling. The transcript is spliced from 9 exons.
CUCAAGGACGGUUAGUCAUUUGUAUAUUAUCUAAGUCACAUAAGUCUGAGGGAUGGAGGUCAAGGUGAGAUGAAGCAAGUUUUCUGACAAGGCUCCUCUGCAGCUGAUGAGUCCCAGGACUGGGGAGACGCACGUCUCAAUCCGUCUCUCACCACAGGACAGACGUCUCCGGGGACUCCCCAAGAGCAGGAGGGCAGGCAGGGACAGCAGCUCCUCCCCCUGACAGAGACCCCAGGCGCCCGUACGCCGGGAGGGAAGGAAGUGGACUCAUCGCCCGGGAUCCAGGAAACGAAAGGAAACCUAAGCCGCGGCAGCGUCGCCGCCAGUCCCUCAGAGGCUCCUCUCCAGUGGGGUGCGGAUCUCGGUGCCUCCCGCGGGCUCAGGGGAGUGGAUUCCCGGCCGCGGGUCUCAGGGGGCUGCGCGAGGACCGCGGGGGCAGCAGGUUCACUGUCCCAUCCCAAACUGAUUCUAAGUACAUUUGUUUUUUAUCUUCAACCUCAAGUACAGAAGCGUGUGAUAAUAGAAGACUUCCAGUUACAAGAUACAUUGUCUUUCUGUUCAGCCUCAGUCAGAGCACUCUCACUCAUUUAUUACAGACAGCUAAAUGGAUUCUCCUCACCCAGGAACAAAUUUUCCACCCGGGUAUAACCCACAGUAUCCACCAGCAGCAUUCCAAGGACCUCCAGGACAAACUGGCUAUCCUGGUCCCCAGGGUGGCUAUCUAGGUCCCCAGGUUGGCUACCCUGGGCCCCACGGUGCUUAUCCAGGUCCCUACACUGGAUCCUCAGUCCCACCAGCCAGCUCUGCAGGUGUUGGCCAACCUGGGUUUCCUGUACAGAGUCAACCAGCACAUGGGCAGCCGGGGGCACCUGCAGGGGCACCGUGGAUGCCAGCACCACCACUCCCACUGAACUGCCCACCUGGACUAGAGUACUUAAGUCAGAUAGAUCAGAUUCUGGUUCAUCAGCAAAUUGAACUUCUGGAAGUCUUAACAGGCUUUGAAACUAAUAAUAAAUAUGAAAUUAAGAACAGCCUUGGACAGAGGGUUUACUUUGCAGUGGAAGACAAUGAUUGCUGCACCCGAAACUGCUGUGGACCAACUAGACCUUUUACCCUCAAAAUUCUUGAUAAUUUGGGCCAAGAAGUCAUCACUAUGGAGAGGCCACUGAGAUGUAGCAGCUGCUGUUUCCCUUGCUGCCUUCAGGAGAUAGAAAUCCAAGCUCCUCCUGGUGUUCCAGUUGGUUAUGUGACUCAGAAGUGGCAUCCUUGUCUGCCUAAAUUUACUGUUCAAAAUGAGAGGAGAGAGGAUGUACUAAAAAUAAUCGGUCCAUGUAUUGUGUGCAGUUGUUGUUCAGACGUUGAUUUUGAGAUUAAAUCUCUUGAUGAACAAUCUGUGAUUGGCAAGAUUUCCAAACAGUGGUCUGGGAUAGUAAGAGAGGCAUUCACGGACGCGGACAACUUCGGGAUCCAGUUUCCUUUAGACUUGGAUGUGAAAAUGAAAACCGUGAUGCUUGGUGCAUGUUUCCUCAUUGACUUCAUGUUUUUUGAAAGUACUGACAACCAGAAUCAAAGAUCAGGAGUCUGGUAGUGGAGUCUUGAAAGUGUCCUUUGAAAGUGUCCACACAGAAUCUAAAAUGUGCACAGUGAUGAGGCUAUCGAAAAGUAAAACAUUUUUUCUGUGUUAGUAUCACUGCUGUCUGUAUGACUUAAGGAGAGAUGCCUGUAGAUCCUGUUGUAUGAUUUCACUUCCAAAUUACAGUCUGUUUUCUGGACCUCUCUCAUAUAAAUAUUAUGUGUUUAUACAUUUUUAGAUACUCACUGUGAAUCUGAGAUAAACGGCAUAGGAGAUUUUACAUUCAAAAAAGAAAAUUUCUUAUGAAAAUUGCUUAUAUUAUAAUCACUGCCCUACUUUCUAUUUUAUACCACAAUUAAAGCAUUUUUGAACUUUAAUAAACAAGUAAAUGACUGAA